Messenger RNA from Erythranthe guttata (spotted monkey flower), 2252 nucleotides. It is a transcript of the gene RBL, whose product is annotated as Transducin/WD40 repeat-like superfamily protein. Gene Ontology annotation, cellular component: Set1C/COMPASS complex. Lineage: Eukaryota; Viridiplantae; Streptophyta; Magnoliopsida; Lamiales; Phrymaceae. Gene Ontology annotation, molecular function: protein binding. The record is from RefSeq and is a predicted model, not a curated record.
CUACCCAGACAAAGUAUACAAUACCGAAACUACCCUUUGGAUCUCCAAUUCCCCAGUCGCCAUUCUCUAUUUUCCCGCUGCCCCAGAGAGAAACCCUUACCUUACCUCCAUAUAUAUAAAUCUAUACAUACAUACAUACAUACAUACAUUCAUUCUGUACUAUUUCAUUCUUCACACUUUUUCUCUCUCACCGGAAACAAAAGGGCGAAUUUUGUUUUUCUUUUUUCCACUGAUUAAAUUUUUUGAUCUUCCUCUGCUCGCUCUUUCGACGCGUUUAUGCUCAAAUUUGCGUAAUCCACCCUGAAAUUGAUUUAUUAAUUCAGCUUCUCUCUCUCUUGGGAAAUUGGAAGCAGUUUCUACGCCGGUCGGUGAACAAUGAACGCCACCAUCAUUGACCCAUUGCAGGGGGAUUUUCCAGAAGUAAUUGAGGAGUAUUUGGAGCAUGGGAUUGUUAAAUGUGUAGCCUUCAAUCGCCGAGGAACCCUUCUCGCCGCUGGUUGCUCUGAUGGAAGCUGUGUAAUAUGGGAUUUUGAAACCAGAGGUAUCGCCAAAGAACUCGGUGAUAGCAACAAUGUUGCCGCCAUAACUAGUGUUUGCUGGUCAAAGUACGGUCACUGCAUACUUGUAUCUGCUGCAGAUAAAUCAUUGACUCUAUGGGAUGUUGUCAAAGGUGAAAAAAUUGCUCGCUCCACACUGCAACAAACACCACUACAAGCUCGUUUAGAUCCUGGUUCAGCUACACCAUCUAUUUGCUUAGCUUGUCCAUUUUCAUCUGCACCCAUGAUUGUCGAUUUGCAUACAGGAACCACAACAGUUCUUCCUCUGUCAUUAUCCGAUUCGGGAAAUGGUGUUGCCCCUCAACCACGCACCAAAUUUUCUGAUGGGUCUGCUCCAUUUACACCUGCUGCAGCAUGCUUCAACAAUCACGGUGAUUUAGUUUAUGUCGGAAAUUCCAAAGGAGAGAUACUAAUUAUAGAUCAUAAAACUGUUAAGAUAUGUGGCAUUGUUUCUAUUCCUGGGAGUGCCGUGGUCAAGAAUAUCGUUUUCAGCAGGAACGGCCAGUAUCUACUCACAAACUCGAGCGACCGUACUAUCAGAAUCUACGAGAAUCUUUUGCCUUUGAAAGACGCGCUUAAAUCCCUGAAUGCUGCAAACAAUGAGGAAGAUGAGAAAGACGAGGCCGAAAAGUUAAAGGCUGUUGGAUCGAAGUGUCUAGCACUAUUUAGGGAGUUUCAAGAUUCAAUUACAAAGGUGCACUGGAAAGCUCCGUGUUUUAGCGGUGAUGGUGAAUGGGUUGUUGGCGGUGCCGCCAGCAAAGGAGAGCACAAAAUCUACAUAUGGGACAGAGCUGGGCAUCUUGUUAAAAUACUCGAAGGUCCAAAGGAGGCAUUAAUAGAUUUAGCAUGGCAUCCAGUUCACCCUAUUGUGCUUUCUGUUUCGUUGACUGGCUUGGUUUACAUAUGGGCCAAAGAUUAUACUGAGAACUGGAGUGCAUUUGCCCCCGAUUUUAAAGAGCUUGAGGAAAACGAGGAGUAUGUGGAACGUGAAGAUGAAUUUGAUUUAAUUCCCGAAACAGAAAAGGUCAAAGAUUCAGGUAUCAAUGAAGACGAGGAAGUUGAUAUUAUGGAAGUUGAGAAGGAUUCAACUUUCAGCGAUUCGGACGUGUCACAUGAUGAAAUAAGGUUCUUGCCUGCUGAUCCAUGUCCAGAUGUUCCUGAGCAGCAGGAUGACAGGCUUGUUUUAAGUAAUUCACAGCUGGCGGAUGGAAGCCUGUCCCUGUCUCCUCUUUCAGAGGAGGCAGUUCAGAAUGGUCAUUUAUCAAACCAUGAAUCUAGUCCAUUUGAAGAUGACAUGCUCGGAAUGCGAUUAAAGAAAAAGAGGAAGAAUCCAGAGAAGGCAUUGAGUUCUCAAGCGGAUAAUGUUAAGAAGACACCACCGAAAUGAAAACACCAAGUGUAACAUACUCGGCAUUAUGAAGACAAUCCGCACUUGCACAUAUAUGUAACAUUAAUUGAUUUACGAAUGAUGUCAAUUUACAUGUUGUGACUGAAAAAUUGCUGAUACGCAGUCAAAUUGACAUAUUGCCCUUUGCAAGGUAAUAGCGCUUCUUUUUUUUUUAAGGCAAAGAAAGUCAUGUUUCAACUUCAGCUCUGAGAAACAGUGAAAACUGCUGAGUUUAAUUGUUAUUUUAUUAGAUUUGUAACAUUUUUCGGAGAUUAUGUUUGCAUUUUCACUUUUCAAUACUCUUAUGA